UCAGUGAGUGAACGCUCGCCCAAGCUGUCGUUCUUAAUCCCUUCUUGUAUUUACUUUCAAAUUGUAAACAACGCAGUGUUUCUCGCAAAGCUAGUACUUAAUCAAGUUUUAAUAUUUACUGGAGACAUGGACCAAAUCUGCCGGUUAUGCUUCAACGAUGGCCCCAAUUUGGGACCGAUUGGCGAUUGCACGGUGGAGGGAGUUAACCACGAUGGCCACGGAACGCCUCCCCCGGAUCUGGUCCAGCUGAUCUUCCGGUAUUUGGCGAUUCAGGUUAUUAAGAAUGAAACUCCCAGCAAAUCCUUAAUUUGCUGGACCUGUCGGAAGGCAAUCGAAGACUGGCACAGCUUUCACCAGGUUUGCCUUCGGAACGAUGCUAUCUAUCAGCAGCAACAACAGGAACAACAGCAGACUCAUAAGAUGGAGUUCGGCGAACAGGAUCUGCAGGAUGAAGAACCUACAAUCGCGAUAGACGUUACGCUGAAGGAGGAACAGAACGGCGACGACGACAACGAAGGUGACUUGGAGGGUUCUGCGGAUGAUGAUGGCGAUCUGUCCUUUGAGCCGGUAGAAGUUUUGGGCGAGGAGAACGGUUCGGGCACGAGCAGCGAGGAAGAAAUCUCUCCGAACAGGAAGGUUCCUCUCAAGAAACGCGGCAGACCGAGAAAGGAGAUAUUCGACAAUGAAGACUACGAGGAGGACAGCGAGUCGGAUAAGAAACCGGGCAAGAGGAAGCGCGGUCGUCCGAAGGAGGAGAAGCGAGCCAAACGGGUUGAGGUGUGCACAAUUUGUGGCAAGUUCAUAAAGAACCUCCCCGAGCACAUGAGGAUCCACAACAAUGAAAAAAGACAUCAGUGUCCGUACUGUCCGAAGGCAUUCGUGAGUGCUUCCAAUUACAACUCUCAUGUUAACAUACACACACGGGCCAAAAUGUACAAGUGUGACAUGUGCGAAAAAGAGUACGUCAUGCUAAACAGUUUAAAACAGCACCAGAAGACGCACCUCAAGGAACGAAUCUAUCUUUGUCCGGUGUGCGGCAAGGCGUACUACCAGCCCACCGGGUUGGCCCGGCACAAGCGAACCCACUUUGAGGAGCCCAAAAUUAAGUGCUCCGAGUGCGACAAAAUGUUCUUGUCCAACGGUGACCUGCGGAAACACUUUAGCAAACAUCUCAACGAGAAACCCUUCAAGUGUGAGGUUUGCAACCGCGGGUUUAGCCGGAAGGACAAUCUGCGGACGCACAUGAAAACGCACCGAGCUGGUGUUCAGGGGGUAAAGCAGAGCGAACAACCAACCGUUGUUGCGUCCGCUAUUGGUUCCAACGUGGCAACGGUGGCAGUUGGUGUCGAGUGAGAAGAGUUUAGCACGAUUUUGAACUGCCUCAAGUAUUUUUUUUCAGUAAACUGCAUAGUUUUGUAUUUGAUCCAGUAUUAAAUACUUUAAAAAUUAAAUUUGGAAUAAACCGCAAUUUGAUCAUAUAAACAUAUACAAACAUAAUUGCAGGCCAAGGAUUGAUACCUAAGAGCAUGCAAUGGCACUGACCUUGUUGCGUGCUCUUCGGUUGACGUCCACGUAAGGAACAUCCUGGAAGGAGCGUAACUAACUACAUCCGUAGUUCUGUUAGAUCAUCCGAACUAUCUUGAUCAGAACAGUAUAGCUCUGGUUCCUUGCGAGUGUCCUAUUUUCUUACCUCCACGUUGGCUUGGUUUUCAUGAUGACCUAGCUGGUGGCCUGUGGAAACGGAUCGUAAACCUUUGACCACCGCGGGUCAGAGUCGAGACGGCUAAAAGAAAAGGGCGCGACAAUGUGGGAAAGGGAAGUAAUUUGUGAUUGUAGACGGUAUUGUUUUGAUUCGCAGUAUGUUGAGUCAACUGCUGUGGAUGUACCUGAAACAUCGCACAACGGGGUUUCUCUUCUCUUCAUUCUCAGCUACCACCUAUCUCCUAUUUUUGUUUUGCUCUUCUGAUUCCCAAUUCUUCACUGAUUCUUCUAUUUAAUAUCCAACAUUUGAUUUUAAUGUUACUAACUUUUGAUUCUCUUAUCUCUCAAAGCUUUUCCACUCUUUUCUAUCAAUUGAUACUGCUGUAAAAACUUUGUGUUUUUCAUUAAAAAUAUACUUUUCCUUGAUGUACUAGUAAUAUCAAGUCUAUUGUUCAUUUGGCUAAUCUUUUUUGAUUUUAUUGCGAAUUUAUUUAUUUGAAUAAUUCUUUAUCUGUCCUAUAAAUUAUCAUUACUAUAAUCUAAGCUUGUUUUGCAUCUCUAUUUAUUAACUAUUGUCUAAUUUUACAUCUAAUACAUCUAGCUUCUCAUUUUUAUUCUUCAAAAUACGCUAAUCAUUCUCUUACUAUUGAUACUUGAUUUUUAUAAAAUAAAUUUUCUUUUACUGUCUAUUGUUUUCAAUCUUCACCCUUUUUUCAAACAAGUGAGGUUUGAGCCCUUACUCAAUUUAUGGAAUGGUUAAAGGAUUAACACAAAUAUUACUAUUGUAUUUUUGGUAAACUUUUAUAACAUGCUUAGGACCAAAAAUUGUAACAAAACACCGCGACAAAAGAAAUAGCUACAUAUAAACACGAUUCAGCACUAGGAAAGAUUUCAGGAGAAAACAAUACCACAAUACACUGUAAAUAACAAUUAGUUUUUGAAUUCAAACUAAAAAUAUAACAGUUUUUGCUUUAAUGAAAGUUGAUAGGCACACUAUAAAUGGUUAGGCGCUUAUACUUACAUCAAUCCCUACGUAAUGUACCACCCCCGGCCGAGUUAAAAUGCGUAACCGGAAAAGAAGGUGUGCAUGCCUGGCACGAACACUCAAAGCGUGUUCUAGCGUGCUGCUCGUACUGACUCAGAGCAAGGGUGAGAUGUAGGUGUAAGGGCAGUGCGAGUUCGUCGGGAACCUGGUGCAUAAGAUCGGUCAAGGCCCGUUCUUACACUGAAAAUUGCGAAUUGCGAAUAAACAUAUACAAACAUAA
Culex pipiens pallens (northern house mosquito) is the source of this 2966-nucleotide messenger RNA. RefSeq names its product zinc finger protein 391-like. NCBI's taxonomy places the organism in Eukaryota, Metazoa, Arthropoda, Insecta, Diptera, Culicidae. Gene Ontology annotation, biological process: regulation of DNA-templated transcription. Gene Ontology annotation, molecular function: DNA-binding transcription factor activity, RNA polymerase II-specific; RNA polymerase II cis-regulatory region sequence-specific DNA binding; zinc ion binding. The record is from RefSeq and is a predicted model, not a curated record. The transcript has 5 exons. Gene Ontology annotation, cellular component: nucleus. The coding region runs from base 127 to 1353 and encodes 408 amino acids.